Molecule: messenger RNA, 5732 nt
Organism: Callorhinchus milii (elephant shark)
Lineage: Eukaryota; Metazoa; Chordata; Chondrichthyes; Chimaeriformes; Callorhinchidae
Product: exostosin-1-like
Cellular component (GO): membrane
Molecular function (GO): glycosyltransferase activity
Source: RefSeq, a predicted model, not a curated record
UCUCCUCCCUGUGCUGAGACAUGAGCGGCGCCGGCAGCAGGACUUGAGUCACUGGCCGCCCACAUGCCCUGGAUCACCACCAGCCUUGGGGAGAAGGUGUGCGAGGCGAGUUGUUGCAGUCGGGGAGAUGGCGAGGUGGAGGUGGUGAUCGGUCAGCAUCGCGUUCCCUCUCUGUGCCGCUGCUGCUCCUCGCUGCGCGACAAGCCGCUUUGCCACCGGACCCAUGCAGGCCAAAAAACGCUACCUUUUACUCUCAGCCGGCGCCUGUCUCCUAUUGCUCGUGUACCUGGCAGCGGUGCAGUUUCGACAGCUCUCCUACUCCGGGAGGAGGCAGAGCCGACGCUGGGCUGCUGAUGGGGACGAUGGUUUGCUUUCGGCUCCCGAUCGCUGGCCCGAGUGGUCCAACUCGUUGCAGAGUUUCUCUGCCCGGGAAGAGCAAGACGGGAACGAGGAGUUUGCCCAGCGUGGCUCCCCCAGGCACAAGCGGGAGGUCCACUCCGGGCUGUACAAGGGGAAGAAAUGCCGCAUGGAGUCUUGCUUUGAUUUCUCCCUGUGCCAGAAAACCGGCUUCAAAGUCUACGUUUAUCCACAGCAGAAAGGGGAGAAGAUCUCCGAGAGUUACCAGAAGAUCCUGGCAGCCAUCGAGAACUCCAAGUUUUACACCUCGGAUCCCAGACAGGCGUGUCUCUUCGUGCUGAGUUUAGACACUUUGGAUCGGGAUCAGCUUUCGCCGCAGUACGUACAUAACCUGAAAAGCAAAGUGCAGAGCCUGUACUUGUGGAACAAUGGCAGGAACCAUUUGAUCUUUAAUCUUUAUUCGGGUACCUGGCCCUAUUACACGGAGGACCUGGGCUUCGACAUCGGCCAGGCAAUGUUAGCCAAAGCCAGCAUCAGUACCGAGAAUUUUAGAAGCAAUUUUGACGUUUCCAUACCUCUUUUUUCGAAAGAUCACCCAAGGACCGGAGGAGAGAAGGGUUACAUGCUAUUUAAUAAUAUCCCUCCUCUCAGAAAGUACUUGUUGGUAUUUAAAGGGAAAAGGUACCUGACUGGCAUAGGGUCUGAUACCAGGAAUGCCUUAUAUCACGUCCACAAUUCAGAGGAUAUUGUCCUCUUAACGACUUGUAAGCAUGGCAAAGACUGGCAGAAACACAAAGACGCUCGCUGUGACAAGGACAACGACGAAUAUGAAAAAUAUGAUUACCGUGAGAUGUUGCACAAUGCCACCUUCUGUUUGGUUCCGAGGGGCCGCAGACUGGGAUCUUUCAGGUUUCUGGAGGCUUUGCAGACUGCAUGCAUUCCAGUGAUGCUGAGUAACGGUUGGGAGCUGCCAUUUUCAGAAGUCGUUGACUGGAACCAAGCUAUUGUUGUUGGAGAUGAAAGAUUAUUACUGCAGAUCCCUUCAACAAUAAGGUCGAUUAAUCAGGACAAAAUCCUAGCACUUAGGCAACAGACACAGUUCUUGUGGGAAGCUUAUUUCUCAGUCCAGAGGAUAGUAUUGACAACAUUAGAGAUAAUUCAAGAUCGAGUUUUUAAGCAUAUAUCACGCAAUAGCUUAUUCUGGAAUAAACCUCCAGGAGGAUUGUUCAGUCAGCCGCAGUAUUCAACACAUUUGGGCGACUUUCCUUUUUAUUAUGCUAAUCUAGGUAUAAAACCUUUGUCCCGGUUUACUGCUGUUAUCCACGCAGUGACUCCGCUGGUUUCGCAGUCACAGCCAAUAUUGAAACUACUGGUAGCGGUAGCCAAGUCCCAGUACUGUGCACAGGUUAUUGUGUUAUGGGAUUGUGAUAAACCCCUUCCAGCCAAACACCGGUGGCCGUCCACUGCUGUGCCUGUUCUGGUUAUUGAAGGAGAAAACAAAGUUAUGAGCAGCCGAUUUCUGCCGUAUGAUUCCAUCAGUACAGAUGCAAUACUUAGCCUUGAUGAAGACACGGUUCUUUCUACCACCGAGGUGGAUUUUGCCUUCACGGUGUGGCAGAGCUUCCCUGAAAGAAUCGUGGGAUACCCAGCUCGCAGUCACUUCUGGGACAGCACGAAAGAGCGAUGGGGAUACACGUCUAAAUGGACAAAUGACUACUCCAUGGUCCUGACAGGAGCUGCUAUCUACCACAGGUAUUACCAUUACCUGUAUACUCAUUACCUGCCAGCCAACCUAAAGAACAUGGUGGACCAACUGGCCAACUGUGAAGACAUCCUAAUGAACUUCCUUGUAUCAGCUGUCACCAAACUGCCCCCUAUUAAAGUCACUCAGAAAAAGCAGUAUAAGGAGACGAUGAUGCAACAGUCCUCCAGGGCUUCCCGGUGGGCUGAUCCGGACCAUUUUGCUCAGCGCCAAACCUGCAUGAACACGUUUGCAGGAUGGUUUGGAAGCAUGCCUUUGAUCCACUCCCAGAUGAGACUGGACCCAGUUCUCUUCAAAGAUCAGGUCUCGAUACUGAGGAAGAAAUAUCGAGACAUCGAGCGACUCUAAUGAGCACUACGAGGCACAAAGCCAUUGGCUUUUGGGCAGCAUCCAAAUAAAGCCAGACUGCAGGAUGUUUGUCAACCCGGAGUUCAGGAAAUAACGCUGUGCAUUUGAUGACUCUUGGCUCCUAUCCGUUGAUGCACAAGACUCCCAAGAGCUUCAGCAAGGUGGCUGGUAUCAGCCUAUUGACAGGAUGUAUAUGUACUGUGUGACCAUUAGAAUUAACAUGUAUUUUGUCAUAAUAUCAAUCCAGAGUGGCAGGUCUGAUAUUCUGCCACGAGGAAUACAAAUUGCUCUAAAUCAGUGAAUGAAAAACCUGAAGAUCAAUGAAUUCUUUUUCCAUCGACACUGUUAGCACUGUGAAGAACAAAGUGAAACACUAUCCAAUGAUCAGAAUUGAGUGUCUUAAAUUUGGCCUGCACAUGAUUUUAAGGCCAACUUGCACCACGUAAUUUAGCUGGAGUUUGCAUGCAGGAGAAGUGAGUGGUGUUUAGAGUGAGCAGCCACCAGGAUUCGUAUAGGAAGAGAGAACGAGAGCUGUCGUUUCACCAGUGUUGUCUGCUAUGUUUACUAUUAGCAUGCAAAAGAAUAAAAACACACACAUUUGCACCCACUACAGAAGAAACCAUGUGUGUAGGAACUGUGCAAAUAAGCAGCUGAGAAGGGGUGGGGGAAGUCUGGCACUGCUGCACAGUUGUGAAUAGCCUGUUGAAAUCCACGCACAUACCUGCAUGUUAAUAUGCCUUACAGAUGAUUUGCUGUAUGGCUUUACUGGAUCACUGGGCUGACCUUUGGAAAUAAAAUGUUGGCUGUGUGUAUUUUAAACUGAAUGGCACAUAUGGUGCUCAGACAAGGGGGUAGCUCCUUGUUUCUAUAUAAAGUUCUAUUUUUUAAACGCAGGGGCUAUGUUAGUCUUUGCUCACAGGUACUUGAAUGUCUGAAGACUUGAAGGAGUGCUGAGCGUGUGGCCUUUUUUAAUCACUUUAUUUUGGUUAAUAAUGGUUCAGCCUAGUUUUUAUAUCUAAUUCUUUUAUUUUAAAUAGAAACCCCCAGUUCAUCUCACUUGCAGAAUCUCUCCGAUCAAUGUCUAGUCAUAAUUAAGGAUGUGAAAAAUGGGCCUUGUUAUAAUGUACAUAAUCUUGUAUAUUUAUUAUUUUGACAGAAUUGUGUAUAGUGUAUGGUUACAAACUGAUCGACAAAGCAAUGAUGGGAUACUUGGAUGGUUUAAACUGUAAAGCAAAACAAAAAAUAUUUUGUAUAAGAUGUACAUUUCUGAAGUUUUUCUAACAAAUUGCCAAUGUUUUUUCAUAGUGUACCAUUGCUUUAUAAAAGAUUUCCCAAGUGGUUAGAAUGGCAUGACUACAUAGUGGACUGAAACCUGCAGAGAAGGGGAGAGAAUACAAAGCCAUAUAUUGUGAUUCACUGCAUUAGCUAGCAAAAGGUAUAGCUCCAUCAUCAAACAUAGCCUCCAUAGGUAGUAUCACCAAAGACCUUUCAUCUGAUCUGUUGCUUUCUAAUAAUUUAACUGUAUUUUUAGAGCCAUUUGCAAGUUCAGUAUAUCUGUACAACUGAACACAAAGGUCAUGGAAUGAUUUUUUGUGUUUUUCACUACACUUUGUAUGUCUUUUGCUGCUUUGUGUUUUUGAUUCCUUUUUGUUGUAACUUGGGAGAGCUUACCUUUGGCAACCAUUUUUGUAUACGUUUACACAUGUAUGUCUUUAUGUAGUUGUGUGACAUGGUUGUGGUUGGUUCUGGUGAAAGGAUUUACAUGGCGGCCAGACUGCUGUUACUCCAGAACUAUUGUGGCUUCAGCUUUCCCUUCCCAAAACAGCUUCCUGACCGUUUAUUGAUUGAAUUCAUAGAUUUUGAAUGAACUGAAUAUGGGGGGUGUUGUACGGGACUGAUUUAGUAAUGGGGCUAUCGGCGCAAGGAUUACUGCAAUAAAAUUUAACACUUAGAAUUGACUGGAAGGCGGUGUUGCAAGAAAGUAGCAGACUUGAGGAGCUCUUCAUUUAAACACAGAAAAGGUGAAGCAAAUUUGGGGAGUGGAGAGAGAGGAGUUAAGGCCCCCAGAUUGCUACUUUGAAUUCACUGUUUUAAAAGUAACAUUUUGAUUUAAUUUGCGGAAACAUUAAAUUCCCGGUGAUUUACCUUAUUCAGAGUUGAUGGACGUGAGCAUGAGCUAUUUCUUCAUACAACUGGCAGAAGGUUGUUGCCUUGUACAUAUCAAAAAUCAUUUUUAAAAAUCUGUGAAAUUGCAGGAAUUCAGACAUGUGAAAACUGCUGAUUUUUUAAAAAGUAGAAAACAAUCAAUGUACAAUUUUUAAUUUUUUUUGCUUUAGGCAAAAAUACUGGAAUUACAGUAUGGAUUCAAUCCAGAUGAACCUUUGGAAAUGUUUCUGUUCUUGUGUUUUAGAAGUGAAGAAAUUGAUCAGGUUACCCACUUAAUGAAAGAAAGACGUGCAUUUUUUUAUAGUGCCUAUAAUGUCAAAACAUUUCAGAGCUUCAGUGUAAUUACUGUCCGGUGUACUGCCUUUUUUAAUGUAGACAAAAUGAGUGCAAUCUGCCAAGCUUUAAUUUUUUUUAAAUAAAAUGCAUUUAUAAUUUUUUAAAACAAAAAAUAAAUCCACAGGCAACUUGAUGCAUUCCUACGAUCAUUAUUGUGUGACUGCAGUUAUUUGAGUUUAGAGAAACCCACUGUGUAAGUGUCAGUUGUUUUUUUUAAGACUGGAGAAAUACAAUCCAGGAAUUUACACACAAGCCAGAACCUCAUUCAUAGAAAGCUGGAACUACAGGUCUCUGGAACAACGCCAGUCACGUUAAAGACCUCCACAGCAUGUGACGUACUGUCCUGUGUAAACCGUGAACCAGCGCCACUGUGUUUUCAAGUCUUACCUGGAAGCAGAAAGGGUUGUACUGGGGAGAUUCAGAAUGUCGUAUAUUUAUCUCUUCCCAAUGACAGGUCCUUUUGCUUCAGGAACACUGGAAUAAUUACUGGAUGAUUAUUGACAUUCCUGGGAGGUGUUUGUUUUUUCUAAUCCUGAGGGCACAGAUUCUGCUCCUGCAUCUUUCUUUAUGCUUAAUGCUUUGCCUAUUUAUAAUGAGACCGUUCCACACAGAAGUAUUCCAUUAGCCGUUUAUGCCCACACGCAUCCCAAGUUUCUGCCUCUGUAAUUAGUAUUAUGUUGGUUCACUUUUAUAGGUAUAAAUGAUUUUAAAAAAAUAGAAAAUAAAGGCAAUUUUGUAAGAUUUGGUUUUUAAAAAUAAAUGA